AUCGUUGCCCAUGGAAACCUUCAGGUUGUUAUGUCAAUAAAGACAGUCAAAAUACAGAGCUGGACACGAAAGAAGGAGCUGCUAAGUUUAUUAAACCUUAUAAUGCCACUGCUGGAGGCGCCUGCCGAGUAUCUGGAGUCCUCUCCGGAUCACUCCCUUCAGGCGGAGCUGCCCAUCCUAUUGGCCCCACCAGGUCCGGCGGCCUUGGCACAGGUGCGGAUGCCUCCGCCUGAGGUGCGUCUCAACCAGCAGAAUCCCGCCCAGCAGCAGCAGCGGGCGCAGCUCAACCGUCGGCAAUUGACCCGCCGGAACUCCUUCGACCGGGAUGUGCCCAUCACCGAGGAGACCCAACACCUUCCGGCCUUCGUGCAUCUGCCGCCCGUGGUUUUGCCCCAACAGGCCCCGGAACCGACCUUGGACGAGUUACUGCGGCGGGUCACGCAACGCACGGAUCUGGAGGCGGUGGAGUCGGUGCGCCUGCGCGUGAUAUCCUACACAAUCAGCCUGUCUCGGCUGUCCCUCUUCCUGCCGCGCCUCCAAAGCCUCGACCUGAGUGGCAGUGUGCUGAGUUCGCUUAGGGACCUGGGCUACGGACUCCUCCAGCUGACCCGGCUGGACAUCAGCAACUGCGGGCUGAACAGCUUCGACGGCACCAGCGGAUUGCCGGCCAUCCGGGUGCUCAUCGCCGAUGGAAACAUGAUCCAACGGGUUGAUCCUCUGGCCGAACUGGUCCACCUCCGCGUUCUAAAGGCAAGGAACAACCGGAUCAGCGAACUGGGUCUGCUCUCCUUCCUGGGAAUGUGCCCGCAGCUGCAGGAGGUGGAGUUGCAGGGGAAUCCCGUCUGCCGGCUGCCUCUUUACCGCUCGCUCCUGGCGCGCAGUGUGCCCACGCUGCAACUACUGGAUGGACGGGUGUUGAAUGCUCCGGCUGCACCGGUGGAGAUCGAGGAAGCUGCGUCCCCGACCUCCAGCGAUCUGGAGUCUGGCUCGGAGGCGACUGCCCAACGUCCGGCCACCGCACCUGCUCCGGAGCCCAUUCACAUCUCAAUGAGCAUCCGGAGGCAAAUGUCAGCCAGUUCCGGCUCCACUCCGGUGGCCGGAUCGGUCUUGGGUCUGGUUCGACAGCGGCGGAGGCGCAGCGGCCACGCCUGGGUCAGUUCCUCCUCCUCCAGCGGAUCAUCCUCCGCCUCAUCGGCAAGGUCCACCAGGGCACCCUCGAUGAGCUCCUGCUCCUCCAACAGCAGCCUCGACGUUCAGUCAUCUACUUAUGCCUUUAGUCCGCAGUCAACGCUGGACUAGAACGUUAUGUUUUUUAAAUAUUUAAUGAUUAUUUAUCAUAUUUAUAGCAUGGACAUAUUAUUUUUAGUAUAUUUACAUAGUACAUAGUAUUUAAGUAUUGAAUGUUGGGAUUCGGAAUCCUUACUGCUGAUGCUGGUGAAUAAAUAAUUGAAUAAAAGUUAUACUCUUGUCUUUAUUUAUCUAAGUUUUAAGUCCGUUAUGCGAGUGAUGUGGUAACACUAAAAAUGCGGUAUUUCCUAAAAUUGUUGGUAUAUUAUCAACCAUGGAAUAAAUUAGGAACUUUUAUUUGAGAAUAUUCAGGCACUAGAUCGGUUUGUGCAGGCGUGCGAAUUUGCAAAUUGUGUUUUUGAAUGUGAAUGUUUAUCAGUUCAGUUCCAGUUUUUUUCUUUAAACAAUUAAGUACAUAAAGUGCCUUUACACCAUUAAAGUACUGUAAAAUAUUGGCAAAAAACUUAAAAUGAAAAUAGAAAUGUCAACCGAUGGAUCGAAACAACAAAAGGAAACUAUGGAGGAUGCAGCAUCUGAUAGCUUUUCGCUUGUUAGUGACUCAGAACACAAAGAAUUAAACGAAACUGCCGACUAUGAAAUGGUAAUUCAAGAACUUAAAAAGGAAAUAUUCAGCAAAGAUAUAAAAAUCAGCAGUUUGGAAGUACAGUUGGCUGAUGCUGAAAAAAGUUUAAAACAAAAAGAAACUAUCAUAAAUGAGAAGGACGAUUUGAUAAAGUCGUUUAAAAUGUCGAUUGAAUUAAUAAGCCAAAACAAAUACUUGCAGCUUGAAAAUACCCGUUUGAAGAAUACUCUUGACUUAACAAAAAAUCUAAAUAUUGAUACAGAGAAGGAUACUCAAAAUGUCUUUUCUAAUAACCAACUUCAGGACUUGCCAGAAUUUAAUGAACUGAAGAAUAAAAUGGUUGAUUUGGAGUCAACAAUUCAAGAGAUGAAUAAUAAGAUUGUAGAGUUGAUUGAUGAUAAGUUGGUUAAUUUAGAAGAUGAAACAAAAACAACAAUGCAAGAGAUGGAUAAUAAGAUCUUACAAUUAGAAGAUAAAUCAAAAACAAACGACGAGAUGACAAAUACACGAAAUAAUAACGUAACCAUAUUACUAAACCAUUCAAAGAAUCCUCAUAUUAAAUUCAUAAAAGGUGAUGGGAUUUCUCCGUUUACGGCCGUAUUUGAAGACAUUCCUUUUGCGGGUUCCGGUUGGAUGGUUAUUCAACGUCGGUUCGAUGGUAAUAUAAAUUUCAUCGUAAAAAAUGAAAACAGUUAUGAAGAUGGAUUUGGGGAUUUAAAUGAAGAUUUUUGGAUUGGUAUCCAGGCAAUUCAUCAGUUAACCACGAGCCACAGGCAUGAGUUAUAUGUUGAACUUGUUGACUUUGAUGACGUAACAGCAUACGCCAGAUAUGAUAACUUUUGUGUUGGAAACAAAGAAUCCGAAUAUGAAUUAAAGUCGUUAGGUAAUUAUUCGGGAAACGCUGGCGAUGCUUUGCGUGCUCAUAAGAAAAAUAAAUUUUCAAAAUGGAGGUAUUCUGACCGUUCAUAUUUUUGUUGGUGGAAUGCCGUUAAAGCUCAGUGUAUCCUAAAUGGUCCCUUCAGUACAACUAAAAAAGUUUUGGACGACGGCGCAUUAAAUGGAAUUUGGUGGGGUAACUGGUAUCUGGGAAAUAAACGAUUUACUCUUAAAUCCUGUAAGAUGUUAAUAAGGCCCAAAUUAUAAAAUGAAUAAGUUACGAAAUAACUAAACUAUUAACAUUCAGUUUUUAUGCUCUUGAAAAAAAGCGGAAAAACACGAAGAACUGCUAUCUUCUUCGAUUCCAUUAAUAUACAACUAUACCCCGUAAAACUAAGGUGCAAGGUGUUGCACAUUAAAAUUUCGACAUCGGUACAUAGAAUCCCAGACAUGUCUUCAUAAAAUUUUGUACUUUAUAGAAGCGUACCUUUAAAAUGUACCAUUGUUUUGAAAACUUUGAACAUUUUUUGUUCUUGCUACUCUGUGAGUUUGAUUUAUGUCUAUUCAACAUUAAAAUUUGUAUUUCUUUUUAUAUAAGUAUAUGUUAUUAUCAUUAAAAUGGUUCUUAAACGAUCCAAAUUGAAAGUAAUAAGAAA
Messenger RNA from Drosophila suzukii, 3402 nucleotides. The record is from RefSeq and is a predicted model, not a curated record. Lineage: Eukaryota; Metazoa; Arthropoda; Insecta; Diptera; Drosophilidae.